This is a messenger RNA of Ustilaginoidea virens, 1098 nucleotides long. RefSeq lists its product as uncharacterized. The coding region runs from base 1 to 1098 and encodes 365 amino acids. Gene Ontology annotation, molecular function: iron-sulfur cluster binding; catalytic activity. The transcript is spliced from 2 exons. NCBI's taxonomy places the organism in Eukaryota, Fungi, Ascomycota, Sordariomycetes, Hypocreales, Clavicipitaceae. The record is from RefSeq and is a predicted model, not a curated record.
AUGAAGUUGGCAGCGAUCGGAUCACGCUGCGCUUUUCUGUCGAGAUCGCAAAUCAAACCGGCCCCGCACUGUCGUUUCCUUCAUUUGGCGCCUCCUUUCCUCCUGGAUGAUUAUACGCCUCGAUAUUUGACGCUCACUUCCCGCGACGAGGCUAAGAAACGAUCCCUGGCGUACGCCCACCUUGGCAACUGCAACUUGUGUCCGAGGCUCUGCGGAGUGAACCGGUACGAAACAACUGGCAUGUGCCUCGUUGGUGAUGAAGCAAAGGUCAAUGUCAUAGCGCCACAUUUUGGUGAAGAGCCAUGCAUCCAGGGUCACAACGGCAGUGGCGCCGUAUUCAUGAGCGGCUGCAACCUGCGCUGCGUCUUUUGCCACAACUUUGACCUAUCCCAUCGACGGAAUGGCAUGGACCUCACUCCGGAGCAGUUGGGCGAGUGGUAUAUGAAGCUACAGGAGGUUGGCAAAGUUCACAAUAUCAACAUUGUCACUCCAGAACAUGUGGUGCCGCAGGUGGCGUUGAGCAUACUUCACGCGAAACAGCUGGGGUUGAGGCUCCCCAUCGUUUACAACACGUCAAGCUUCGACUCUGUGGACUCUCUGAAACUCAUGGACGGGCUUGUGGAUAUCUACCUAGCCGACUUUAAGGUGUGGCACAACAGCACGGCCAGGCGGCUGCUCAAGUCAGAUGAUUACGUCGCCACCGCAAAGGAGAGCAUCAAGGCAAUGCAGGCCCAAGUGGGUGAUCUGUGCUUUACCGCAGACGGUAUUGCCAAGCGCGGUUUGCUAGUAAGGCACCUGGUCAUGCCGGGAAAGGAGCACGAGGGGGCAGAAAUAAUGAAGUGGCUCGCUUCGGAUAUUUCUCGAGAUUGCUUCGUCAACAUUAUGGAGCAGUAUCGCCCUGAUGCCCACGUCGACAAGAAAUCCCGGGCCAGGGUCACCGGCGUAGCCAGCAAAGAACAAGAGCAAACAAAUGUACGUUAUGCGGACCUGAACAGGACCGUGACGGAUGAUGAGGUCUCGGCUGUGCGGCAAGCCGCCGAAAAUCAUGGGCUCUGGAGAUUCAACGAAGCGCCAAGACAUGAAGGCUUCGCCAUUUAG